Messenger RNA from Naumovozyma castellii, 531 nucleotides. It is a transcript of the gene CGI121, whose product is annotated as Cgi121p. Bases 1 to 531 code for a protein of 176 amino acids. Lineage: Eukaryota; Fungi; Ascomycota; Saccharomycetes; Saccharomycetales; Saccharomycetaceae. The record is from RefSeq and is a predicted model, not a curated record. The transcript has 2 exons.
AUGUCGUCUCUCACCAUUCCACAAUUUCCAGCAUACCAAUUUCAAAUCACAUUAUUUCAAAAUGUUUCCAAUGCAGAGACUAUACGAUCCAAAAUCGCGGAUUUGUCAUAUGCUUUCAUUGAUCCCAAGUUGAUUGUCUCGCAAGAACAACUUUAUUCUGCCAUCUAUAAAGCCUUGAUAGAACAAAAAUAUAAUAGGUUACGCACUAAGACUUUGCACUCCGAAUGUUUAUUCUGUUUAGGUCCCACUUCUAACAUUGGUGACGCAUUUAAGAAGUUUGGAAUAAAAGAUGAUUCUAGGGAAUUGAUAUGCCUGAAGGUAAUCAAUUUGUCUGAUAACAAUGAUGUUAAAGAAGACUUGGAUGGCAUAAUAGAUGGAGAAAGAAUUGUCUUUAAUGAUGAUAACCUAAGCAAAUUUUAUGAUCGAGAAUUGAUUAGAAAGACUUACAAACUUGACAAGCAUUUUGUUCCUGGUAAUACUGAGGAACUUUCGAGGGCUUUGGUUAACGCAAUUCAGUUAAGAGGACUCUGA